UUAAUAGUGGGCUAAUUUGGAAAUGCAUGAAGUGUCUGUAAACUACUGUUCCAAACGUUAACGCGAAGUGUUUGUGCUUAUUUUCGUGUUCUUGUGAAGUUUUGUUAAGCGGCGUGAGUGAGAAAUUGUAUGUAGCAUGCCGCAGUUUCAUAAAAUCGAAAUAAAUAGGACCGAAUGGGAGGUUCCGGAACGGUAUCAAAUGCUCACUCCAGUGGGAUCAGGAGCUUACGGUCAAGUGUGUUCAGCAGUUGACACAACAACUGGACAGAAAGUAGCUAUAAAAAAAUUAGCCAGACCAUUCCAAUCAGCUGUACAUGCAAAGCGCACAUAUAGAGAACUUCGUAUGUUAAAGCACAUGAAUCAUGAAAAUGUAAUUGGUUUAUUAGAUGUAUUUCAUCCAUCUUCUUCUCUAGAAGAUUUUCAGCAGGUAUAUUUAGUUACGCAUCUGAUGGGUGCAGAUCUCAAUAAUAUUGUAAGAACUCAAAAACUUUCGGAUGAUCAUGUACAAUUUCUUGUUUAUCAAAUCCUUCGUGGUCUCAAAUAUAUUCAUUCUGCGAGUAUAAUACAUAGGGAUUUGAAACCUUCUAACAUAGCUGUAAAUGAGGAUUGUGAGCUGAAAAUUUUAGAUUUUGGAUUGGCCAGGCCUACAGAAAAUGAAAUGACUGGGUAUGUUGCUACAAGAUGGUAUAGAGCUCCAGAAAUUAUGCUGAAUUGGAUGCAUUACAAUCAAACAGUUGAUAUUUGGUCAGUUGGAUGUAUAAUGGCAGAACUGCUAACAGGAAGAACAUUGUUUCCAGGAACAGAUCACAUUGAUCAUCUAACACGAGUCUUAGUACUCUGUGGUACACCCACAGAGGAAACUUUAAGCAAAAUUACCAGCCAAGAGGCAAGAAACUACAUUCAAAGUUUACCUCCCCUAAAAAAGAAGAACUUCAAAGAAGUUUUUCGUGGAGCCAAUCCUUUAGCUAUAGAUUUACUUGAAUUAAUGUUAGAAUUAGAUGCAGAGAAACGAAUUACUGCAGAACAAGCUUUAGCUCAUCCAUAUCUUGCACAGUAUGCCGAUCCAACUGAUGAACCGGUAUCUUCGCCAUACGAUCAGAGUUUCGAAGAUAUGGAUUUACCUGUCGAAAAAUGGAAAGAACUCGUUUAUCGUGAAGUUAUAAAUUUUGUACCUCAACAAUUACCUGCAAUGGCCUCGACUAUUGAGCCUUCUUCAAAACAAGAAAAGUCAUUUUCUAUUCGAGUGGAAGACGACGGAGUAACUACUCUACAAACAACAGCUACUGAUUGCAGAAAUUACUUACACCCACGUUUACAAAAAGUAAUUCGAAUCGACGUUGGAAACAAUACGAACAGAAGGAUUAAUGUGGAGGACGCAACGCAAACCAAAGUAUCUUAUUUCAAAACCGUAUGUAUAGCUUGUCAAGUAUGCAUGAAGGAUAAUGUAUCUGUUAAUACUGCAAAUUGUACGACUGCAUUAAUGAAAAAUAAUCUGAAAGAUACUACUUGCACGGAUUAUGCUCUGGAGAAAGGUAUUAAAGGAAAAAGGAAAACUGACGAAUUCGAUAUGUUCGGCAAGAGUAUUGCGUUUCAAUUGCGAAAUAUAAAUUUUGAUACAAACUGGAACAAAUGCAAAUGAUUAAAAGUUUGCAAUGUCAAAAGCAAUAUAAAGCACCGUCUUCCUGGUAUAAAAUAAUGAGAGAGAUGCUGACGAAAGUAAUCGAUGAUGAGGAAAAAACUCAGCAACGGGAAGCCACUGCUGUUUUUAGAUCCAUAAGCAGUGACAAUAUAAAUAAUUCACAGCGGAAAGAGAAAAUGGGAGCGACCGCAAAAUUUUUAAAAUUUCGUCCGUGCAAUGAAACAACUUGCGAUCAGUUCUCAAGAAGAAGCAAAUCGGUGGAGAAAUCAUGUCAUUUGGACGAGAAACUUAGAUCAACAGAGAAAGUUAUAAUAAAAGAGAAAAGUGAAAAGAAAGUAAGAUACGUUCCUUGUCCGCAGUUUAAAAAAAAAGAAGUUAAUUUAAGAGAUCAGAUAGAAGAUGCACU
Messenger RNA from Eufriesea mexicana, 2045 nucleotides. Its product is annotated as mitogen-activated protein kinase 14B. The transcript is spliced from 13 exons. Gene Ontology annotation, biological process: protein phosphorylation. NCBI's taxonomy places the organism in Eukaryota, Metazoa, Arthropoda, Insecta, Hymenoptera, Apidae. Bases 137 to 1639 code for a protein of 500 amino acids. Gene Ontology annotation, molecular function: MAP kinase activity; ATP binding. The record is from RefSeq and is a predicted model, not a curated record.